Molecule: messenger RNA, 2334 nt
Organism: Chinchilla lanigera (long-tailed chinchilla)
Lineage: Eukaryota; Metazoa; Chordata; Mammalia; Rodentia; Chinchillidae
Gene: Ampd1
Product: adenosine monophosphate deaminase 1
Exons: 16
Coding region: 70-2313 (747 amino acids)
Biological process (GO): IMP salvage; AMP metabolic process
Cellular component (GO): cytosol
Molecular function (GO): AMP deaminase activity
Source: RefSeq, a predicted model, not a curated record
UCAGCCAUCCCACAGUCCGUGUCUCUUCCUAUCUGCUGUGCUAGCCUAGAGCCAAGGAUCCCAGAAGCAAUGCCUCUGUUCAAACUUGCAGCAGAAGAAAAACAUGUUGAUGAUGCAAUGCGUAGCUUUGCUGAAAAAGUGUUUGCCUCUGAAGUCAAAGAUGAGGGAGGCCGUCAUGAAAUUUCCCCCUUUGACGUGGACGAGAUCUGUCCGAUUUCUUUUCACGAGAUGCAAGCACAUAUAUUCCACAAGGAGACUCUCUCCACUCCCCUGGACGGCCGGAGAAAAAGGCGCUUUCAAGGGCGGAAGACCGUGAAUCUGUCAAUUCCACUAAGUGAAACAUCUUCUACCAAACUGUCCCAUAUUGAUGAAUGCAUUUCUUCAUCUUCAACCUACGAGACUGUGCCUGAUUUUCAGAGAGUGCAGAUCACUGGGGACUAUGCCUCUGGGGUAACGGUUGAAGAUUUUGAAGUGGUUUGUAGAGGUCUGUACCGGGCAUUGUGUAUCCGGGAGAAAUACAUGCAGAAGUCCUUUCAGAGGUUCCCUAAGACCCCCUCCAAGUACAUGAGGAAUAUCGACGGCCAAGCUUGGGUAGCAAAUGAGAACUUCUAUCCAGUCUUUACCCCUCCCCCGAAGAAGGGAGAAGACCCCUUCAGAACAGAUAACCUUCCUGAAAACCUGGGCUAUCACCUCCACAUGAAGGACGGUGUAGUGUACAUCUAUCCUAAUGAAGCCGCUGCCAGCAAAGAUGAGCCCAAGCCAUACCCUUACCCAAAUCUGGAUGCCUUCCUAGACGAUAUGAAUUUUUUGCUUGCUUUAAUUGCCCAAGGACCUGUAAAGACUUAUUCCCACCGGCGCCUGAAGUUCCUCCUGUCCAAGUUUCAGGUCCAUCAAAUGCUCAAUGAGAUGGAUGAGCUAAAGGAGCUGAAGAACAACCCCCACCGAGAUUUUUAUAACUGCAGAAAGGUGGACACCCACAUCCACGCAGCUGCUUGCAUGAACCAGAAACAUCUGCUGCGCUUUAUUAAAAAGUCGUACCACAUUGAUGCGGACAGAGUGGUCUAUAGCACCAAAGAGAAGACUCUGACCUUAAAGGGGCUUUUUGACAAAUUGAAAAUGCACCCGUAUGACCUGACCGUGGAUUCUCUGGACGUUCAUGCUGGUCGCCAGACAUUCCAGCGUUUUGAUAAAUUCAAUGACAAAUACAAUCCUGUGGGAGCGAGCGAGCUUCGGGACCUCUACCUGAAGACGGACAACUACAUUAAUGGAGAAUAUUUUGCCACUAUCAUCAAGGAGGUAGGAGCAGACCUGGUGGAUGCCAAGUACCAGCACGCAGAGCCCCGCCUGUCCAUCUAUGGUCGCAGUCCUGAUGAGUGGGACAAACUUUCCUCCUGGUUUGUCCACAACCGCAUCUACUGCCCCAACAUGACGUGGAUGAUCCAGGUCCCCAGGAUCUAUGAUGUGUUCCGAUCCAAGAAUUUCCUUCCACACUUUGGGAAAAUGCUGGAGAAUAUUUUCAUGCCAGUGUUUGAGGCCACCAUCAACCCCCAGGCUCACCCAGACCUCAGUGUCUUCCUCAAGCAUAUCACCGGCUUUGACAGCGUGGAUGAUGAGUCCAAACACAGCGGUCACAUGUUUUCUUCCAAGAGUCCCAAGCCCCAGGAGUGGACAAUGGAAAAGAAUCCGUCCUAUACGUACUACGCCUACUAUAUGUAUGCAAACAUCAUGGUGCUCAACUGCCUGAGAAAGGAACGAGGCAUGAAUACCUUUCUGUUCCGACCUCACUGUGGGGAAGCUGGAGCUCUCACCCACCUGAUGAUAGCAUUCAUGAUAGCAGAUAAUAUCUCUCAUGGUCUGAAUUUGAAAAAGAGUGCUGUGUUACAGUACUUGUAUUUCUUAGCCCAGAUUCCCAUCGCCAUGUCACCACUGAGUAACAACAGCCUAUUUCUCGAGUAUGCGAAAAAUCCAUUUUUAGACUUCCUGCAGAAAGGGUUAAUGAUCUCACUGUCCACCGAUGACCCCAUGCAGUUCCACUUCACCAAGGAGCCCCUGAUGGAGGAGUAUGCCAUUGCUGCACAAGUCUUCAAGCUGAGCACCUGCGACAUGUGUGAAGUGGCAAGGAACAGCGUUCUGCAGUGUGGGAUCGCUCAUGAGGAAAAAGUAAAGUUUCUGGGUGACAAUUAUCUUGAGGAAGGCCCUGUUGGAAAUGAUAUCCGAAAGACAAAUGUAGCCCAAAUCCGCAUGGCCUAUCGUUAUGAGACCUGGUGUUACGAGCUCAAUUUAAUUGCUGAAGGUCUUAAAUCAACAGAAUAAAAUAAAUUAACCAAAUGAAAA